UUCACUCGAAACUUACCAAUUUUAUUUAUUAAAAGCCGAAUGUUUUUAAAUAGCCAGUUUUGAAAGAAGCUUAUUUUUGAAGCGAUUUGUAAAGUAUUAGAAUAAAAUGAUAUAUAUUUUUUAUUUGUACAGUUUUUGUAGAAACCCGAACUGACCAUUUUUAUUACAGUAGUUAUAAAUUCAAAUUAAGCAGAAUAUUUAUACAUGCAUUAAAGACUUUUGUUAAAUUACAUGAUAAACCAUUUUUUAUUAAAUUAUAUGAUAAACCAUUUUUUGGUUAGACUAGAAUUUGCAUGGCAUCGUAUUACUUAGAAUUAGUACAGAAUUCAUUAACGUUUCCACCUGUUUCAAAAGAUAUCAAUGUAUUUUUUGAUGAAUGCAUGAAGCAAGUAUUUGCAGUCUCAAACGAUAAUGACAGAACUCGUGUACAAGUAAAAAGAUUCGAUAGUAACUUGAAUACAGUGUUUUUAUUACAGAACAAAGGGCAUGUAAUUUCUAUUAAAUUCUCACCUAAUCAAUCUGUUUUAGCAAUUCAAAGAACAGUAAAAUCAAUAGAUUUUGUGAAUUUUAAUGAAGGUGCAAAAUUUGAUGAGUAUUCACAAACGUGUAAAGGUCAUUCAACACAAAUUAUUGGUUUUUGUUGGACAGGUAAUAAUGAUAUCGUUUUUGUUACAAAUCAAGGAAUAGAAUUUUAUUUAGUACAAAAUGAAAAAUACUCUUUAAAACUAAUAAAAACUUAUCGUACUUCAGUGAACUGGUUUGUUUUUCUUCCUGAUGUUUUUGUAUUAUUGUUAUCAUCAGAUAUAAUGGGAAACAUGAUACAUCCUUAUAUUUUUAAAAAUGGAUCUAUUACCAGAUUAUCAAAAUUUGAAGUUGAGAAUCCUCCAUGUUCUAGAAAUUCUCAGGCUGCUGCAUUAUUAGAAAGAGAUGUUACAAUUGCUAAUAUUUAUAACAAUAUAUAUGUUGUUGUUUUGCGAAAUCACCCUCGUUCAAUGAACUCUGUUGGUGCAGAAAUUGUUUUAUAUCAGUUACAAAAAGAGGGUCCUGCUAAAAAGACAGCUGUUUUGCGUUUAGGAGCAGUUGGUAGGUUUGCUGUCAAUGUAGUUGAUAAUUUGAUUUCUGUUCAUCACCAAGCAUCAAAAACAUCAAUGAUAUUUGAUAUUGGUCUUCAAGGAGAUUUUGAUGGUUUAGUGACUUACUAUUAUCCAGUGCUUUCUCCUUUACCUAUUGAGCCUGUAUUCUUUAAUAACGAUUCUAAAACUAUUGGAAGCAUAGAGAAUAAGUUAACUUGUGAAACCUACUCAGCCAAUUGGGUUGUGUUUCAACCUAAUAUUAUAAUUGAUGCGAAAUUAGGAUGUCUAUGGAAACUUCAAGUUAAACUAUCAUCUCUGUUAAAUAUGAUUAAUGAUAAAGUUAGACUUAUAGACUUUUUACUUCUUCGAUCUGGGAGUAAAAGUUUUAUUAUAUCAGUUUUAAACCAAUUAAUUACUCCAGGUUGUCAGUAUAAUCUUGGUAUCAUAACUCAAGUAUUUGAUAAGUUAAAUGCAGUUUAUUCAGAAUAUCUUGAGAUGAAUAGUUCUGGACAUUCUCAAGACACCAUUAAAGAAAAUGAUUUUACAGGACUUUGGUUUCAAAAUCAGUCAAUUAUUGAGCAAAAUGAUAUGUAUGUUAGUGUAUUUCAACCUUUUGUUGAAAUGGAGGGUUCUCCUAAAACAGUUGUUGCAAUUAUAUUAGACUAUAUUCGUUCAUUAAGCUGUUACAAGAUUCAAUUAGAAUAUUAUUUAAAUGAAUAUCUUAUAGAAAUUCUUUUUGAUCAUAAAAUGUACUAUCAGCUCCAUCAGUUUUUACAAUAUCACGUUUUUAAUGAUUCAAAAUCAUUAGCUUUUUUACUUAUCUCCCUGCAAAAGGAGUAUCCGCCAGCAUUUAAUUUAGCUCUUGACAUGCUUAAAAGAUUGGGUAACCAUGACGAUAUAAUUGAAGUCUUGUUAGAAAAAGAUGGCAUUAUUUGUGCUUUGAAAUCAUUGCAAGAAAAUGAUCUGACUGAUUUAAUUGCUCCUCAAAAAUUUCUAAGUGCUGCUUUAGCAACAGGGGAUGACCUGAUAUUUCAUACUGUGUUCACUUUUUUCCAACAGAGAAAUGUAAAGCUUAGAAAAACUGUAAAGUUUGCGCGCAGUGAACAAUGUGAAAAGUUUGAAGCUAUUUUUGAAGAAAAAUUUGGAAAAUCUUAUAAGAACACUGAUGAAAACUUGCUUGAAAAGUUAGAAGUUUUACAAUUAUAAAAAUAGAAAAGUUUAGCUCUAAUUAAUUUGUUUUGUAUUAUUGAGCUGUUUUUUUUAUAAAUACAAAAAUGCUCAAA
Messenger RNA from Hydra vulgaris (swiftwater hydra), 2356 nucleotides. Its product is annotated as regulator of MON1-CCZ1 complex. Gene Ontology annotation, biological process: regulation of autophagy. Gene Ontology annotation, cellular component: lysosomal membrane; late endosome membrane; Mon1-Ccz1 complex. Lineage: Eukaryota; Metazoa; Cnidaria; Hydrozoa; Anthoathecata; Hydridae. Gene Ontology annotation, molecular function: protein binding. The record is from RefSeq and is a predicted model, not a curated record.